This is a messenger RNA of Patella vulgata (common limpet), 3902 nucleotides long. RefSeq names its product zinc finger protein 431-like. The record is from RefSeq and is a predicted model, not a curated record. The transcript is spliced from 2 exons. NCBI's taxonomy places the organism in Eukaryota, Metazoa, Mollusca, Gastropoda, Patellidae. Bases 109 to 1311 code for a protein of 400 amino acids. Gene Ontology annotation, biological process: regulation of cytokine production; regulation of immune system process; negative regulation of transcription by RNA polymerase II.
GAUUCAAGCAUCGAGUAGAAGACAUUUUAUUAAUUUGAUGGACCGUAGCUAUAUAGAUCUUCGUUAUAGCUGAUUAAAAUCUAGAGAAGAUCAGGAAAAAAGCUGAAAAUGUCAAAGCAUUCUGUCUCCAAAAAAAUCUAUAAGUGUGAUAUUUGUGGUAAAUCACUUGGAGUCUACUCUAGUUUAAGUAGACAUAUGAUGAUUCAUACUGGCGAGAAACCAUAUAAAUGUGAUGUUUGUAGUAAAUCAUUUAUAACUAUUAGUGCUCUACAUAUACACACCAGAAUUCAUAGCGGAGAAAAACCCUUUUCUUGUGAUGUUUGUAGUAAAUCAUUUACCACUAGUAGUUAUCUAAGGACACAUACCAGAAUUCAUAGCGGAGAAAAACCCUUUUCUUGUGAUGUCUGUAGUAAAUCAUUUACCAGUAGUAGUAGUCUACAACAACACAUAAGAAUUCAUACCGUAGAAAAACCCUUUUCUUGUGAUGUUUGUGGAAAAUCUUUUACCACUGGAAGUGAUCUACAGCGACACACCAGAACCCAUACCGGAGUGAAACCCUUUUCUUGUGAUGUUUGUGAUAAAUCAUUUACAAAUAGUAGUCAUCUAAAACAACACACAAGAAUUCAUACUGGUGAAAAACCAUAUAGAUGUGAUGUCUGUAGUAAAUCAUUUACCACUAGUGGUGAUCUACAACGACACACCAGAAUACAUACGGGAGAAAAACCCUUUUCUUGUGUUAUUUGUGGAAAAUCUUUUUUGACUGGAUAUGAUCUACAGAAACACACCCGAACUCAUACUGGUGAAAAACCCUUUUCUUGUGAUGUUUGUAAAAAAUCGUUUGCAGAAAGUAGUAGUUUAAAAAAACACACCAGAAUUCAUACUGGUGAAAAACCCUUUUCUUGUGUUGUUUGUAGAAAACCAUUUAUCACUAGUGGUGAAUUACAUAUACAUACCAGAAUUCAUACUGGUGAAAAACCCUUUUCUUGUGUUGUUUGUAGAAAACCAUUUAUCACUAGUGGUGAAUUACAUAUACAUACCAGAAUUCAUACUGGUGAAAAACCCUUUUCUUGUGAUGUUUGUAAAAAAUCGUUUGCACAAAGUAGUAAUUUAAAACAACACACCAGAACUCAUACAAAGGAAAAACCCUUUUCUUGUGGUGUUUGUAGAAAAUCAUUUACCACUAGUACUAGUCUACAACUACACACCAGAACCCAUACUGGCGAAAAACCCUUUUCUUGUGAUGUUUGUAAAAAAUCGUUUGCACGAAGUAGUCAUCUAAAACAACACACAAGAACUCAUAUUAAAAAAUAACAUACUUGUAAAAACAUUUUCCUGUGAUGUUUGUAUGUAAUAAUUCUUUUUCACAAAGUACUCUACAGUGUCACUCCAGUAUGGAAGGGUAUGGCUGCCAAUAAUAAAUGCUCUGCUAAAAUGUCUUUUCCAUUGAUUAUGUGUAAAAAGUACAAUGUACAAAUUCCUAAUAUCAAUAAUGAUAAAGUCAAAAUACCUCUAAGGGCAAAGCUAAAUAUAAAAUGUCAAAUGGAAUGUGUCAAAUGUUUUAUUGGAAAAUGACAUUUCUUGACGUGUCUGCAUUUUACAUUUUCCUCAUUACAUUUUACAUUUGAUCUCUGCCUCAUCUCAUUUGUCUUUAACGCUUUCUACAUAGCAUCUUACGAAGAGCACUAACUUUGAUAUGCCAUAUAUCAUUUACCCUUUACGCUUUCGACAUAGUAUCUUAUCAAGAGCACUAACUUUGAUAUGCAAAUGUAGGAUAUCAGAUUACAUUGAUCAUUAGUAUUACAUAAACUGUAGGUCCUUUUGUUAAGCAUCCGAUUACUUUUAUGUUUGAGAAUGAUGUAAUCAAUUUUUUUUCACUUUGAAUACCAGUAAUUUUGGAUCAAAUCACCAUGGCAGUGUGUCUAUGGGCCUGACAAGAACAGCUGUCUAGUCGUUCAGAUGGGACGAAAAACCGGGAGGGCAAGGCUAAGGUCUAAGGACUAAACCUUCUGGUGUAGUUUGUUCCUGAUAAUAAACUUGAUGUGUAUCCUGUUGUCCUGAUAAUAAACUCGAUGUGUAUCCUGUUGUCCUGAUAAUAAAUUCGAUGUGUAUCCUGUUGUCCUGAUAAUAAACUCAAUGUGUAUCCUGUUGUCCUGAUAAUAAUCUCAAUGUGUAUCCUGUUGUCCUGAUAAUAAACUCGAUGGGUAUCCUGUUGUCCUGAUAAUAAACUUGAUGUGUAUCCUGUUGUCCUGAUAAUAAACUCAAUGUGUAUCCUGUUGCACUGAUAAUAAACUCGAUGUGUAUCCUGUUGUCCUGAUAAUAAACUCGAUGGGUAUCCUGUUGCCCUGAUAAUAAACUUAAUGUGUAUCCUGUUGUCCUGAUAAUAAACUCAAUGUGUAUCCUGUUGUCCUGAUAAUAAACUCAAUGUGUAUCCUGUUGUCCUGAUAAUAAACUCGAUGUGUAUCCUGUUGUCCUGAUAAUAAACUCGAUGGGUAUCCUGUUGCCCUGAUAAUAAACUUAAUGGGUAUCCUGUUGUCCUGGUUUUCGUACUCCAUCUUUGUGGAAGUUUUUCAAAUUUUGUCACUUUUUAUGGCAUGCUGAGAACUUGUGCAUGACAAAUACUUUUCCACUAUUAGAACAUCGACAAAAUCCGUAAAUUCUCAUGUUGGAAAAUUCUAAUAUUUUUAUAAACAAUAUUUCAUUCUCAGAAAAGGAUUUUGAUUAAGUGCAUCAACAGAGAUAACUGUCAGAUUUUUUCAGUGGUAGGGUAAACUCGUCUAAUUUGGGGGUCCCUUUCAUAUUGCAGCCCAAUCAGCCCCCCUUCAAUCUGUAUUAUAACAUCCCACCAUAGGCUGACCAGAUAUUGAGCCCACAUAAUUGACCCUUCCCUUGUUUGUCUCGAGAGUGGGGAGCUACGGUGGAUUAGUAAACGUAAAAGAGCUCUUGGCAGCUGGAAUUUGAAAUAAGGGUAGACCGUAGCGCCACGUUCCCCCAUGACGCUGCAUGACGUAUGGCCGUCUUCAUUAGUCCAGACGUUAAACAACAUUUCCAUAUUGAGAUUGGCGGUUCGCCUACUCCACGACUAAUUGCGAUUGGCGGUUCGCCUACUCCACGACUAAUUGAGAUUGGCGGUUCGCCUACUCCACGACUAAUUGAGAUUGGCGGUUUGCCUGCUCCACGACUAAUUGAGAUUGGCGGUUCGCCUACUCCACGACCAAUUGAGAUUGGCGGUUCGCCUACUCCACGACCUAUUGAGAUUGGCGGUUCGCCUACAAAACGACUAAUUGAGAUUGGCGGCUCGCCUACUCCACGCCUAAUUGAGAUUGGCGGUUCGCCUGCCCCACGACUAAUUGAGAUUGGCGGUUCGCCUGCUCCACGAGUAAUUGAGAUUGGCGGUUCCCCUACUCCAUGACUAACUGCAAGUGUUGGGUGACCAACCUAUACGAAAGCUGGUCAAAAGGCAACAACAAACAAUGUUAUUACCCCUUUAGUUAAGGCUUAUGAAUUUUGAUAACUUUAUAAACUAUAAACUAAUAGUGAAUCAUAAAUUAAUCGACGAACAUAACCCAAUUUCAAUAUUUGCGCAUUGACCUUUAACACUAUGAAUGGGAGAGUUAGACAAUGAUUUUAAAGGAGUAUAUGACAGUGUUAAAAUAUUACAUCACACUUAGAUCUUGUACGCUUUGUGGGGCUAUACUAUAUACCGGAAAACACCGGAAAACACCUAGAUCUUGUACGCUUUGUGUCUUACAGUCAAUAAAUGUCAUGAUGUAAUACUUUAGAUAGAGUUUCUGUUAUAAUACUUUACUCGUUUCUGUUGAGUUGUUUAUCAGAAGUAACCAAUGACAACAAUUUCAAUUUUAUUACCAACCCUUUCACAAUAUUUGAAUGAAAUAUCUCACACG